AUGCGCGGCCUCUGCCAGACAGACUGCGUGGAGCGGCCCCUGACCCGCAGGCUGCGGGCUCUGGGGGGCUUGGUGGGCGCCCACCCGUGGCCCUUCCUGCUGCUGCCCCUGGCGCUCACGGUCGCGCUGGGGGCCGGCUUCUCGCAGCUGGCCCGCCGCAGGUCGAACGACAUCGAGGCGCAGUUCACGCCCCGCAACGGGCCGGCCAAGGUGGAGCGGCGCCUGGUGCGGGAGCGCUUCUCGACGCGCGACUCUGAGCGCUUCUCCGGCCAGAGGCUGACCACCGAGGGCACCUUCGCUUCCUUCGUGGCCGUGUCCGAACACCAAACGAUCCUCAGUCGCGACGCCUUCGCCGAGCUGCUGGCGCUGGACGCGGCCGUGCGUGGCAUCGAAGGGGGCGGACGCACCUACGCCGACAUCUGCGCCCGCAGCCUCGGCUCCUGCGAGAGCCCCAACCCGCUGCUCAGCGCCGUCGCGGGGGAUCCGACGGCCAUCGAGGCCCUGCUGCCCAACCUCACCUUCCCGCUCUGGCAAGGGCGCGUCAUCAUGGGCUUCUACUUGGGGGGCGUCACGGUGGCGCCGGAAGGAGGCAACGAUCUGAGCCACAGCAUCCGAGAGGCCAGAGCCAUGCGCCUCUUUUACCACCUGCAAGAAGAUGACCCCGCGCAGCGAGAGGCCAGCUUGAUAUGGCUAGAGACCUUCCUGCAGCGGAUCCCCCACCUGAUAUCCAAGCUGCGCCUCAAUUACAUGCGGGUGGCCUAUUUUACCUCAGUAUCCAGACAAGAAGAAUUAGAAAAAAACACUGAGAAUGUGAUUCCUUUAUUUGCUGUCACAUAUUUGUUGACAAUAAGCUUUUCAAUUUUAACAUGUGCAAGAUUGGACUGUGUACGAACAAAAGUGUGGGUUGCAGCAUUUGGAGUGCUGUCAUCAGGUUUAGCUGUUGUCAGUAGUUUUGGAUUAUUGCUCUUUUGUGGGGUACCUUUUGUUAUCACAGCUGCAUGUGGACCAUUUCUUACACUUGGGGUUGGUGUUGAUGACAUGUUCAUAAUGGUGGCCUGUUGGCAACAGACAAAAGUCAAGUGGAGUGUUGAGGAUCGGAUGGCUAACACCUACGCAGAUGCAGCUGUGUCUAUUACCAUCACAACUCUUACUGACGUUUUAGCCUUCUACAUUGGCAUUGCGACAUCCUUCCCAUCGAUUCAGUCAUUUUGCAUCUACUUAGGAACAGCCUUCAUUUUCUGCUACAUUUACAACUUGACAUUUUUUGGAGCAGUCCUUGCUCUGAAUGGUAGAAGAGAAGAAAGCAACAAACAUUGGCUCACGUUCAUGAAAGUGCCAGACGAAGCUCAGCAUAGCUGUUUGUACAACUUCUGCUGUGUGGGAGGAUAUUAUGAUACAGACACUGGAAGAGAGCUUGAGCUUCCCAUUAAUAUAUUUUUUAGAAAAUAUUUCGGUCCUUUUCUUAUGCUUAAGUGGAGCAAAGUAGCUGUAGUAGCCAUGUACAUCGUAUAUGUGUGUAGUAGUAUUUAUGGGUGCACCCAAGUUAAUGAAGGUAUAGAUCUUCGAGAUCUGGUCCGGGAUCGUUCUUAUGUUAUUCAGUAUUAUGAUUUUGAAGAAACAUUCUUUAAAGAUUACGGUCCAAGAAUUAUGGCCAUUGUUACUGAAAGCAUACCAUACUGGAAUUCAACUGUUCGUGCAGAACUUGAGCGCUGCAUGCAGGUGCUAGAAAAUACAUCCUACGUGGACAAGAAAUUUUCAGAGUCAUGGCUGAGAAUGUAUGAAGCGGUUGCUGGAAGAAUGUCUCUAGAUAUAGGUGACCGUCAUUCUUUCAUUGGUAAUUUAUCUAUCUUGUUCAGACUAAAUCCUCAGUCUCAAUGGGAUGUUAAUUUUACUGAUUUGGAAAUAUCAGCUUCACGUUUUUUCAUACAGACAGUCAGCAUUACUACUUCAGUGAGAGAGCGGAAACUUUUAAAGCAGCUGAGAACCAGUGCAGCAAAAUGUGAUUUACCACUAAUAGUGUUCCAUCCAGCUUUUAUAUUCUAUGAUCAUUUAAUUGUAAUAGCACAAAGCACCAUUCAAAACGUUAUAAUUGCUACUGGAGCUAUGUUAAUUAUUUCCUUGCUGCUGAUUCCCAAUCCUUUGUGCUCACUGUGGGUAACAUUCGCUAUUGCAUCUGUUAUUAUUGGUGUGACUGGUUUUAUGACCUACUGGAAUGUCAAUCUUGAUUCCAUAUCCAUGAUCAACCUCAUCAUGUGCAUAGGGUUUUCAGUUGAUUGCUCUGCUCAUAUUUCUUAUGCCUUUGUUAGCAGCAAGAAAGGCAGCCUGAAUGACAAGGCAGUGGAUUCACUAUACCGCCUUGGUUACCCCAUGAUACAGGGAUCUAUUUCCACUGUUAUAGGGGUGCUGGUGCUCUCCUUGACAGACACCUACAUUUUCAAAGCAUUUUUUAAGAUUAUAUUUCUGGUUAUUUUAUUUGGAACUCUUCAUGGACUCUUUUUCAUUCCUGUGUUUUUAACCUUCUUUGGCUUUUGUGGAAGAAUGUCAACCAUACCGCACCGAAUUGAGAGCCAGUUAAAUGAAAAUCCAGCCAGCACUGAACCAGACGUUACACAACUGCCUGCUAUAAACACCUAG
Molecule: messenger RNA, 2634 nt
Organism: Heteronotia binoei (common prickly gecko)
Lineage: Eukaryota; Metazoa; Chordata; Lepidosauria; Squamata; Gekkonidae
Product: patched domain-containing protein 3-like
Exons: 4
Coding region: 1-2634 (877 amino acids)
Cellular component (GO): membrane
Source: RefSeq, a predicted model, not a curated record